Molecule: messenger RNA, 7345 nt
Organism: Temnothorax curvispinosus
Lineage: Eukaryota; Metazoa; Arthropoda; Insecta; Hymenoptera; Formicidae
Product: transcriptional regulator ATRX-like
Exons: 11
Coding region: 267-6383 (2038 amino acids)
Molecular function (GO): metal ion binding
Source: RefSeq, a predicted model, not a curated record
CCCGACCCCGACCGUUCAUCGCGGCUACAUUGUGAAGAUUCGGCGACGAGGAGCCCGUUUCCCCAUAAGCAGCAGCGCAAAAUCGAACCUUCGCAAGGAGGAAAGCACAAUCUCGGAUACAUAAUCCUCAUAAAAAGACAUCACAGAAUAAUCCUUUCGUGAAAUACACACUCCUAUCUAUAUACGUGUGUAUAUUUCCAUAUGUGCAUUCUUGUAUAUGUAUGACAAGUCAUACAUAUUACAUAUGCAGUAAUAAUUGCACCUGAAUGAGCGGAUAUUUAGAAAAUAUGAAAGGCAGCAAUAGCAAAGAUGGUGCCUUGAGUCCAGAACAUGACAUAAUUAUAAAUCUGACGUCGCCAACUGAAAACAAGUUCCUGCCAUAUUCAUUUAAAUUGCCCGGAGCGUCGAUCAAACAGUAUCCACGGAAAAAUAGAUUUCGAUUUCAGUACAAAAUGAAAAAGUUCUGCAUUGUUGGUACUACCAAUACGGAUAAUUCGCUACACUCGUCAAAUUCAAGUUCGGACGAUUCUUAUGAUAUAUACAAGUCAGAUUCCAGAUCGGCUAAGAUAAUGAGAGCACUUAGUUCGAAUUCUAGCCGGGAGGACUUAGGAAUAAGAAAAUUAUUGAACUUUGACUCGACUCCGAGUCCAAAGAACAGCAGUUACGAGAAUUCCGUCAGUCCCAUUAACGCUAAUACAUCGCCAUCCACAUUAAAUUCAAGUUUGACCGAUUCCAUCGACAGUAAUGUCCCGACUGCGGAAUCUAUCGACGAAAAUCAGAAUCAAACGCCUCAACAUAAUCGGAAACAUAUUAAGACAUCGAGCAAGAGAACUGAUGUAAAAGAAAAUACGUUGUCAAGAUCAUCUCAAGUAAUGAGGUUGCUUUCAAAGGAUGGAAAGGAAAGAACUGACAAGGAUGCAAAUCACAGAAUAUCUUUACAUCCCUUUUGCUCGUUAAAUAGUGGAUUGAACAGGCCCAGCCGUGUUAUAACUGCAAGUACACCCAGGAAUUUGUCUCAGGAAUUUAACCAGGAAGUACUCGAUAGGCCACAUACACCUGAAAAUAUAAUAAACAUAAUUCCGGAAAGUAUAAGUGCCAUCAAGAAGAGCCACAAGAAGGAAAAAUUGUAUUGUCAUGAAGAACAAUCAUCUACUCAACAAAAGGAUGUUCCCGUAAAAAAUGAUGACUUACAUUCAAGAACGACAGAAUCUUCGGGAAUAGAUGUAAAUGCUGAAACUAAUGCCACUUCUGAAAGUGAAUCUCAGAAGAAAAAUAGAAAUCCUAAGAGAACGCUUAUUUACAAUUUUGAUGAUGAACGUCUCGAUAUUGGAUCAGAUUUUGAUUGCAGUAUGCAGGAAGCGACGGGAACUGAUUCAUUGGAAAGCGGAUUGGACCAAAUACAAAGUGAUGAAACGCAGGAUAUUGAUUUCAACGAUUGCGUGAGUCAUGAAGAAAAUAUGCAAGUUAGUAUACAUCUCGCAGAUGACGAUGAAGAGAAAAAAGAUCGUUCCAAAGAGAAUGUUUGUAAUGAAGAAGCAAGUCCGCUAUCUUUGCAGGAAGAAUCUUCAGGUAUUUGUAAUGUCAAUGCGACGAGCGAAAAUAGAAUGGCAUCUCCAGAAUCUAAUCCAAUUAUUUCUCAAGACGCUAGCAAAGUAGUUACACCCGAAAACCACGUAAACGUGUUGAAGCACGUGUUAACAGAAUCGAUUAAGAAGUCGCAUAAGAAAUUGAAACAUGGAAAUAGAAAAACAUUGUUUAAAACGAAAGAUCAAGAAAUGGAAUUACCGAAAUCUGAAAUGUCACUCGAGGAUGCUUGUAAUGAUGAUCAAGAUAAAAGUCAAACGGCUAAUGCGAUUUGCGUCUCAAGUCCGCAGAAUUUCGAAUUUGAUCGACCAAGCACACCUGAAAAUGUAAAUUCAAGUAGACUCUUACUGCUUGGUUUUAAUUCGGUUAAAAAGUCACAUAAAAAAGACAAACGUAGCAAAAGAACUUACAGUUUUGCUGAAUGCCAUCACGAAUAUCGUAAGAGAAGUAAUGAUUCAUUACAAAGUAGUCGAGAUGAAGAGGAAAAUAUUGACGGAAUCUCACGCAGGAAUGAGUCUCUUGGAGUAGAAGAAUCUCCUAGCAUGUCGCCCGAAAAAAAGAAGAAGCCAAGGAGUAUGUCCCUGCUGAGUAGCACACCCAAGAUGCCAAGCGCCUUUGUGUCUUUAGGAUGUAAAAGUAUAGAUGACGAAGUUCAGAUUUAUACUCCUAUUAAAAAACCACCAGUUUUGCUCACUGUCACGGAUUACGUUCUCGCGGACGAGAUGUCGCAGAAGAGAGAUGAAUCUGCGCAAUCAACGUCGAACGAAAUUGAUUGUUCCAGAUGCGUGACACCAGUCGCACGUUUCAAGGAAUUGAGAAAAAACGAAGAUCUUGCAUCGAAACGCGAUAAUGCUACAGAAUUUGAGACUGAUGUAAGCGUUUUGAAAACAGCGGAUACUGUCAAUCUGAAAGACAAAAAUGGUAGAUCAACUCCAAUAAAUAUGUCGACGGUGGAGCUACUUCAUAACAUAGAUUCUAUUAAAAAAUCACAUAAGAAAGAUAAGCAUAACCAUAGCAGGAGACCAACUUCAAAGAAGAAACGAUCGUACAUCCAAGAGAGUAGACACGUCAGUUUCACAGAUAGCGAGAAGAUGUUGGAAGAACAUACAGCUUUGUCUCUGAAGCAUCAUGUCGACACUCCUUGCGCCGAAAAGGAAAUAUGCAGUAUUAUGUGUGAAAAAGAGGGAGAGAAAGCUUGUAAAGAGACUGAUUACGACGAUCCUCAACCGUCCACAAGUCGAGGAGCAGAUGAUGUUCAAAGUGUAAAAAAUACCACAGUAUCCAAGUUUCUGAAUACGACACCUCCAAAUAGCUCGAACGCGAUCAAGUUCAUCAAACUGCAGCAUAGGACUUCCAUUAAAAGGUCCCACAAAAAGGAACGUGACAUGAACGCACAAACCAAGUACAUUUUUAUGAGCCAGGAACCCGAGUCGGACGAUGGAUCGAUAUUCGACGAAGAGGAUAGAUUGAGUUUUAUGACUAUGAACGAUAGUAAUACUGAAAUAACGACGAUACAACUGACGAAGACGAGCGUUCCGUACAAAAACGUCAGUGCCAAUGAGAUGCCGACCACUCAACAACUGAUUGGUCGAUCCCAUUCAUGGACGAACGGGAUAAACGCAAAAUCGCGCCCAUCUAGCGAUCUCAAACUCACGGCCGUGAAACGGACGCGGCCGCCUUUGGAGUCCUCGUUACGAGGUCUCGGAGUCACCGCCGAGGCCCCGCGCAGGCCUCGCAGUAAACGCGCGACCAAGGCUGAAAUAGAAUCCGACAUGUCCGACUCUGGUACGGACAGUUCCUCGGAGGGAUAUGACGAAGGCAGGAAUCGGCUUGCUUCGGCCAGAGAUGAGGUAACAUCGUCACACUACUCGCAUCACUCCUCCGGAUCGGAGCGACGAAAGUCCGCCGCGAGUUCUAUCUUCUCCGGCGGGAAGUCUCCUCGAUCGCCGUUAUCAGGCGACGAGUCCAAGUCGCCACGAUCCACCCCGUUAUCGCCGAAAUCGCAGCGAUCCGGGAUAAUGUCUCCCAGUGAAGAAGGCUCCCCGAGGUCGAUCCGUAGUUUGUCAAAGUCUCCACCGCUGUCACCCUUAUCGCCUUAUGGCCCGCCCAAAUCGCCGGCAUACAACCCAAACGACUCGUCCAACCACUCGGGAAAUAACUCUCCCGCUUCACCCCCAUCGUAUCGCAGCUUGUCUCGAUCGCCCGUACAGGACAAUGGGUCGUGUCUCUCCCCUUCGAACGAUUCCAAGUCUAUGCGCUUCGGAGACACCGAGUCGAAGGCGUCUGACCUCGAAGCGGAUACGCAAAGAUCUGCUGACAAUUCAUUAAAGUCAUACUCAUACAAGAAUAGCGAGUCCAGGCAAAGUUCGCCAAAGUCACCCAGAUCGGGUCCGAGUUCCGUCAAGUCCUUAAUAUCGGCGAGCUCGCCGAAGUCGUUCAAAUCCGGUCCGGCGUCUCCUAUGGAUGAUCAAGAAUCGGAUAAACCCUCACCGGCGCAUUCAGGCCCUCGGUCUCCCGAAGACGAAAAGAACGGGUCGUAUAACGAAUUGGACGGCGAGCAAAUCUCGGAUGGAGAUAUUGAAGACGAACCAGAGCCCAUGUCUAAAUCUAAACCUACACCUAUGACUCAUGGCGAGGAUUUGUCGGACGUAUCAGAUCUUGAGAGUAUGGACGGUGCUGAAGAGUCCGCUGAACAGAACGCAGAAACAAACAAGGCUCAAGAACAGGAUGCCAAACAAGAAACCAAUAAUGACGAAGAAAGUACAGGAAAGGAAGACAAAAUUGCACCAGUUGGGUUGACAGAGGAAAGUGAGCAACUAGAUUUUGAAGCCGAUGGUCAAUGGAAAGAUGAGCGUGACGAAGGUGAAACUGAGGCGCCUAUUGCGAAAGAGACUAAAGAUAACACAGAGAAAGAUAGCAAAGAUAAAGAUAAAGACAGGGAUAAGGCGAAGUCGAAAGAAUCUGGCGAGACGAACGAUAAAGAAGAAGGGGAAGAAGGGGAGAAAGAAGAAUCUGAAUUGGAGGAAGGGGAGCUUAGCGAUGGAGAUGAUGCACGACCGGAGGAGACUGAGCCGAGACCAGUGUGUCGUUUUUAUAGUCGGGGCCAAUGUACAUGGGGCGUUAGCUGUAGAUUUUUGCAUCCAGGAGUAACAGACAAAGGUAACUACACCAUGUUCGAUAUGGUGAGGCCUAUGGCAUAUCCGCCACACGCCGCCGCGCCACACGAAUAUAGAUCGCACAUCGACAGACCGAGUAUGCGAGCAUCAUUGCCCAGUUACGGUGCUCCUACACAUGCACCUAAAGUCGAAGAGACGCCGACUGAAUCUGCCUGGGAACGCGGUCUGCGACACGCCAAGGAAAUGAUGCGUAAAGCCAAUAAACGCAAAGAAUCGGACAUGGAUUUCGAAGAGAAGAAAAUGAACCUGAGUUUAGGACAGGAUGAAUUAGAUAGAGAGGCGGGAUACUAUGUGAGAGCCGCUAGUCCUGAGCCGCCGGUCGAAAGAUGGCCGCAACGGGAGGUACCGCGCAGAGUAUCAUCAUCUACCAGACUUACACCAGAAAGAUAUGUUGACGAGCCCGAAGGAUAUUAUCCUCCAUCCGCGUCAACCGACUAUUACAGGCGAGUACACUACAAAGAGUCUCGGGACUACCGGGAACGUUUUGAUUAUCAUGGUGCGAUUCCUCGUGGUGCGCAUUCGGUUUCUCCGCCACCGCAUAGUCGCGAUCGCGAGAGGGAACGAGAUCGUGAGCGCGAUAGAGAACGUGAUUAUUAUGAAAAGUACGAGAAGAAGCAUAAACGGCCAUCGCGGGAAGUCAUUGUAGAGCGUAUUCCUCCGACGAAACCUUGGCGAGAGGAAGAGCCACCUCCUGCCGAAAGGAGUAGAGGCGACGAAUGGGCAGAUCCAUGGAUGCGACGCAAGUCCCCGAGCACCGUACGCCGCAAUACAUCGUCUCGUCGAUCCCGGCGGCAGUCUUACUCUUCCGGCUCUUCAUAUUCUUCAACGAGUUCUAGCCGUAGCUCCAGUCGUUCUAGCUACAGUUCUUACGACUCCCUAUCCAGGUCUCGCUCACCCUCCCCGCCAUCUAGAACCCGUUCUGCUGGCAAAAGCAAAUCCACUGUUCUUACUUCACCACCUACAAAUCCCCCGGCUGUCCCCGCAGCCACACCUCAACGAGGUGCUAUGCUAAUGAAUCCUCCCGCUCCCUCUCCUCGCCCACCCAAAGGUUCUAUCUCUCCUACGGGUACGUUGCAUCGACGGGCCGGAUUGAAUCCACCUGCCCCAAGCCCGCUCUCAUCUCAUCGUCAUCACGAAAAAGCCAGGGAGCAAAAGGCUGCUAUGGCUGCGGCUGCUGUGGCUAAGAUCAUUAAAAGUCGCUCUAGAUCUAGGUCAUCUCACAGUAGCUCAGGAUCGGAGAGCAGUGGAAGUAGUAGCGACUCGAGCGAAUCGAGUUACUCGUCGUCCUCGAGUGAGGCGCGUAGAAGAAAGGGUUCAACACCGCCGAUAACGCGUAAAGACUCCAAAGGCAUCGACGCUUUGAAGCUGAGCGGCGCGAAGCAGCAGAUUAAGCUAACACUGAAACCCACGAGCAACACCACAGCGGUGAAAAAGAUCGACCGUAGUGCACUUAUGGCAGGUAAAAAGCGGAGUAUCGAGUCACCGCCGUUAAUCGACAACAAAGCGCAAGUGGCCGCGGCGGCGGCCAAAGCCGCCAAGAAGGCGAGCUCGCGACGCGAGGAAUUAUUAAAACAACUAAAGGCCGUGGAGGAUGCGAUUGCGCGUAAAAGAUCGAAAGUUUAAAAUCAAUUCGAUUGAUGUCAGCGUGCGCUCUUUAUGAACAGGGAUCGAAAAUGGUAUAUCAAAUAUCAAUCUCAUGUAUAAUGAUAACCGGAAAAAAAGAUUGAUAUGAAUUCUGACAUGACAUAUAACGUAUAUCAAUAUACAGAUAAUUUUCCGGUAAAAUUAAUAAAUUAAUUAAAUUUGCAGCACUCAUAGAUAUGUAUUUUGCAAAAAAAUUUAUUAUAUAUUAAAUAUCGGGAUAUAUGUAAAGAUCUUUCUCAUACCUAUUAAUGAAAAACUAAACUUACCGAAAUUACAGAUUAUUUUCAUUUUUUGAAAGAUAAUACAAUUGUAAUUAGAUAUCGAUAUACAGUUACUAAUUAAAUCAUUUCGUUUCGGUAUUCGAUCUCUGUUCGUGAAUGUGGAUAAAUACGUAUGUAUUAAAUGUUAUCUAAGUACACUGUAUAAUUAGCUGCCAUCACCAUCACGAAAUAACGAAAUAUGUGAGGCCUGUUAGAUUGUGAUGGUAUAUAUAAGCAAAAAUGUUCUCAUUUUUACAAUACAGGGUUAAUUCCCAUUAUUUACGUUUUAUUUCUUCACUAAACUUCUCUUUUUCUUAGGUAGACGCUUGAACAUAAUAAUUGGUACUGUACAGUCUCGUCGCGAUUUUGUUUAAGUAACACUCGAGUGAUUAUUUUUAUGUAAAAUGUAAAACAUAAGAAAUACAUUACGCAUAUCGAGGAAGUAUACAACUUGCAUCUUAUUGCACAUGCAUAAUUAAUUAUAUCCAUGUUGGUUAACUGAAUUCUCGUUAACACAUGUGCGCAUAAUAAGUCUACAAUCGCGAUGAGUUACGAUUUUUCUAAAAGCCGAUUAGUGAGGUGAUAUUAACCGAUGUAAAUUAUAUCUCUGUACAAAUAUCUAUUAACAAAAAUGUCUACUUUUAUUCUAAUGUCAAAGUAUUAAACAUCGAUUGUCAAAGA